ACCAGGCAAUUUAGAGCCGCGCGCCUGGCGGGAAUGUAAUAUGGCGGAGUAACUAUCUGAGGUAGUUAGUACAGAAUCUCAGGGGUGACUUCGGCUCACGUCUCCUCAGCAGGUGUAAAGUGCUGAGCGAGGAGUGUUUGGGGUACUUGGCCAGGAUGCCGAACAUCAAAAUCUUCAGUGGUAGCUCCCACCAGGACUUGUCCCAGAAAAUUGCCGACCGCCUGGGCCUGGAGCUCGGCAAGGUGGUGACUAAGAAAUUCAGCAACCAGGAGACCUGUGUGGAAAUUGGUGAAAGUGUACGCGGAGAGGAUGUCUACAUUGUACAGAGUGGUUGUGGUGAAAUCAAUGACAAUAUAAUGGAACUUUUGAUCAUGAUUAAUGCCUGCAAGAUUGCUUCAGCCAGUCGAGUUACUGCAGUCAUUCCCUGCUUCCCUUAUGCCCGACAAGAUAAGAAGGACAAGAGCCGGGCUCCCAUCUCAGCCAAGCUUGUUGCAAAUAUGCUGUCUGUAGCAGGCACAGAUCAUAUCAUUACCAUGGACCUACAUGCUUCUCAAAUUCAGGGCUUUUUUGAUAUCCCAGUGGACAAUUUGUAUGCAGAACCAGCUGUUCUGAAGUGGAUACGAGAGAACAUCUCCGAGUGGCGGAAUUGCACCAUUGUCUCACCUGAUGCAGGUGGUGCCAAGAGAGUGACCUCCAUUGCAGACCGGUUGAAUGUGGACUUUGCUUUGAUUCACAAAGAACGAAAGAAGGCAAAUGAAGUGGACCGCAUGGUGCUGGUGGGAGAUGUGAAGGAUCGGGUGGCCAUUUUGGUGGAUGACAUGGCCGACACUUGUGGCACAAUCUGUCAUGCAGCUGACAAACUUCUCUCAGCUGGAGCCACAAAAGUUUAUGCUAUCUUGACUCAUGGAAUUUUUUCUGGUCCUGCCAUUUCUCGUAUCAAUAACGCAUGCUUUGAAGCAGUAGUUGUCACCAACACCAUACCUCAGGAGGAUAAGAUGAAGCAUUGCUCCAAAAUACAGGUCAUCGACAUCUCCAUGAUCCUUGCAGAAGCCAUCAGGAGAACUCACAAUGGAGAAUCCGUUUCCUAUCUGUUCAGCCAUGUCCCUUUAUGAUAGUAUAAUUUCUGAGGAGUUUAAAAGAUAAAGUAAGCCCCAUCCCUUGUUUCCCCUAUUUGACUCCACCUGACCCCUUGUCUUCGUUUAAAAAGUUCAGCUUGCUCCAGUGUAGUUUACCCAUAAUGAGGUAUUAUAUAGCAUUUCUCCUAAAUUAGGGAAAGGCAGAUUGAGAAUAAGUGCUGGAAUUUCCUAUAGCAUUGUCUCAGCUCAGUUGCAGUAAAGAUUCAGAGAGCAUUGUGUAGAGGAGUUGUGUAUGGGGAAGCUCAUAUGAUUUUUGCAUGUAAAUGCUUUAGGGUUUCCUUGGCUCAAAACUACUAGCUAGAAAGCAAACCCAAUCCCCACUUUCCCACUUUCGACAAGU
This is a messenger RNA of Erinaceus europaeus (western European hedgehog), 1476 nucleotides long. RefSeq names its product ribose-phosphate pyrophosphokinase 1-like. The record is from RefSeq and is a predicted model, not a curated record. Gene Ontology annotation, cellular component: ribose phosphate diphosphokinase complex; cytoplasm. The coding region runs from base 156 to 1112 and encodes 318 amino acids. Gene Ontology annotation, biological process: 5-phosphoribose 1-diphosphate biosynthetic process; purine nucleotide biosynthetic process; ribonucleoside monophosphate biosynthetic process. Gene Ontology annotation, molecular function: magnesium ion binding; ATP binding; ribose phosphate diphosphokinase activity. NCBI's taxonomy places the organism in Eukaryota, Metazoa, Chordata, Mammalia, Eulipotyphla, Erinaceidae. The transcript is spliced from 7 exons.